This is a messenger RNA of Pelodiscus sinensis (Chinese soft-shelled turtle), 3698 nucleotides long. The record is from RefSeq and is a predicted model, not a curated record. NCBI's taxonomy places the organism in Eukaryota, Metazoa, Chordata, Testudines, Trionychidae.
GGAGUUGCUGGCUCAGGGCUGGACCAUCUGCGCAGCUCUCCAAGCAGGCAUUGCCAGCAUGGUGCCUUCUCCUGCUGACACUCCUGCCCCAGCUCCUGCCACUCUUGCUUCUCCUCCUCCCCUCCCCCAUGGUUGCUGAGGGCACCGCACAUGAAGCAAUGAGACCAACCCAGGAUUUUAAACUCUCCCAGGUACAAGAAAUUAACUCCAGAGUCAAAAUCCCAGUGACUUGCUUCCAGUUCCAAGGUGCAAAGGUACAGUUAAGAGAUGUGGCCUUGAAGGGAGCCCGCUAUACACAAGCAGAGUAAUGCCAACAGAUAAGGACGCAACUGAGGAGGGACAAGAAGGAAAUAAAGGAGUUUCUUUCUCUCCGGGAGUUCCUGCGUGUGAAGAAUAAAUCAUCAUGCAGCUGUAGAGUGAAGCCGUCUUUCCAGAAAGAAGUUAUUUAAAUAAGCAGCUGAACUGUACACCACAUGCAUGGAUUAGGAAAAGAUUUUCUGUUCUCAGUCUGCAUAGCAAGAAUGUACCGAAAACACAGUAGAAAGCAGCAAUGAAAUAAAGGAUUGUUACCCAGUGAAUUAUCUUCUCAUCUUUACACAAUCCAGCUUAAGCAGUACCUGCACAUUUGUCAGCCUCUUCUAUUCACAAGUUGAGAUUCUCCUUUGCUAACCUGGAGUAAUGCAACAUAGUAUUUGUACACUACAUAGCCUUUAAGGUAUUAACAUGACAACCAGCAGCCGCACAUGUCCAGUACCAACCGUGAAUGGACAUAUGAAUCACUAUCCAACAGCCCCAUAUCCAUUACUUUUUCCUCCGGUCAUCGGUGGACUUUCACUUCCUUCUCUUCAUGGACUCCAGAGUAACCCACCAACAAGUGGAUGCAGCACCCCAUCACCUGCAACCAUUGAAACUCAGAGUACCAGUUCUGAAGAACUUGUCCCAAGUCCACCUUCCCCUCUUCCUCCUCCUCGUGUUUACAAGCCCUGUUUUGUCUGUCAGGACAAGUCAUCUGGAUAUCAUUAUGGUGUCAGUGCUUGUGAGGGAUGUAAGGGGUUUUUCCGCAGAAGUAUUCAGAAGAACAUGGUUUACACAUGUCACAGAGAUAAAAACUGUGUUAUUAAUAAAGUCACUAGAAAUCGCUGCCAGUACUGCAGACUACAGAAGUGCUUUGAAGUGGGAAUGUCCAAAGAAUCUGUCAGAAAUGACAGGAACAAAAAGAAGAAGGAGCCUUCAAAGCAAGAGUUUACGGAAAACUAUGAAAUGACAGCAGAGUUGGAUGAUCUCACUGAGAAAAUUCGAAAAGCUCACCAGGAAACCUUUCCCUCUCUCUGCCAGCUGGGAAAAUACACUACCAACUCUAGCGCAGACCAUCGGGUUCGACUGGACCUUGGGCUUUGGGACAAAUUCAGUGAACUUGCUACAAAGUGCAUUAUUAAAAUAGUGGAAUUUGCAAAACGAUUGCCUGGCUUUACAAGUUUGACUAUUGCAGACCAAAUCACUCUGCUUAAAGCAGCCUGCCUGGACAUCUUGAUCCUUAGGAUUUGCACAAGAUACACACCAGAGCAAGACACUAUGACAUUUUCAGAUGGCCUUACCCUAAACCGAACUCAGAUGCACAAUGCUGGAUUUGGUCCGCUAACUGACCUUGUGUUCACAUUUGCCAACCAACUCCUGCCUUUGGAAAUGGAUGACACAGAAACAGGCCUACUUAGUGCCAUCUGCUUAAUUUGUGGAGACCGCCAGGACCUUGAAGAACCAGCAAAAGUGGAUAAGCUACAGGAGCCAUUGCUAGAAGCACUGAAAAUUUAUAUCAGAAAGAGACGACCCAACAAGCCUCACAUGUUUCCAAAGAUCUUAAUGAAAAUCACAGAUCUUCGCAGUAUCAGUGCAAAAGGGGCAGAACGUGUUAUUACAUUGAAAAUGGAAAUUCCUGGAUCAAUGCCUCCUCUUAUUCAGGAAAUGUUGGAGAACUCUGAGGGACAUGAACCACUGACACCAAGCUCAAGUGGAAAUACUGCAGAACACAGUCCUAGCAUCUCACCCAGCUCAGUGGAUAAUAGCAGUGUCAGUCAAUCUCCACUGGUGCAAUAAGACAUUUUACAUAGACAUUCCUAAUACUUUAUGUAGAGGGAUGAAAAAAAUUAAGAAAAACAUUUUUACUGCUGCUUAGUUUCUGGACUUAAUAUAUAUUAUAUUAAAACUCAACAAGGACCAAGAAGUUUUCAUAUGUAUCAGUAUAUUACUCCUUGCUGUUCUUAAAACUAGAAAAUGCAAAUGUUUGAAACUCUAGAUCAACCAUUUCAAGAAACUAGCAAUCAGCAACAAGGAACUAGUUGAGCUUCUGAACCACCAAGGCUGUAUGGUGACAAGACCAAUCUCAAACUUUAAAUUCUAGUUACAUUUCUGAUGACUUUGUACAUACAAAUGUAUGGUUCUACUUUCUAUACUGGAUGUUGGGUGCUUUUUUUUUGUCUUGCAUACCUAAAAUGAUCAGGACAUCAAGUUUAUACAAAAUGAAUUGCUUGUACAUGUCCAGAUAUGAACAUUUCAAAAGACAUUCUGAUUGAGUUUAGUAUGAAAACAUGUCAUUGCUCUUUUUGAUGCCCUCAACUUGCAUCUCUUAUUCCAUCUCCUUCCCCAUAAAAGUAUUCAAAAAAUCUGCACUAGAAGGGAUUUCUAUAUCAGUGUAACUACCAGAUUAGUUGUUCAGAUGUCAUUUGUUCCACUGUUAAUGUCACUUUAAAAUUUAAAAAGUGGUUUAUUACCUGGCUGAUGACAUAUCUAUACCUUUUUAAAAAAAGUUAAUUCUUUUUCAGUAAUGAUAGCCUCCAAGGCAGAAACACUUUUCAGUGUUACUAUGUUUUUGUUUACUCGUUCACAAGCCAUUAGGGAAACUUCAUGGGAUAACCAACAGGCUUAUUCACUACUCUUGAACAGUGAAUCUAGUUCAGUUUCUUAAGAAACUGGGGCCAGGUGUUGGGCUUUCCCAACAAGCCUGAUGCCAAGAGGCUACCACUAGGACUUCCAAAAUACAUGGGGCAGAGAAUCUGGCUUCUUGACCUUGUUAAAUCACUAUGAAUCAGAAUGAAAACCGUGGUAGAAUGGUUAACUCAUUUUAAAAAGUGUCAGUUUCUUAGGUUUCAUUUAAAAGCACUAGUGGAUUUUUUUAUAUAUAUAUAUAUUCUAGCAAGUCUGUGAUGUACUUUCACUGGCUCUGUUUGUACAUUGAGAUUGUUAAACAAUGCUUUCUAUGUUCAUAUACUGUUUACCUUUUUCCAUGGAGUCUCCUGGCAAAGAAUAAAAUAUAUUUAUUUUAAAUCUGUGUAGAAGCAGUUUGUGUAGUCCACAUCUUCACACAAGACUUGACAGUUUUCCAUUUUUAAUGUUUAAACUUCAUUUCAAAAAGCAGGUCUGCAGUUUGCAACCAUGACAAUUAAAAUGUGUGCUUUAGCACAGCUGCCUAAAACAUUUCUACGAGCCAGUCAGACAAAUACAUGACAUUUCAAUGAGUAAAAAAGAUCAUAAAACUGUAGGUGUAAGAACAAAAUGUUAAAAUGCCUACACACAAUAAAAACCAUCAAUUACAUCAAUCAUCACAUAAAAUAAGUCAAAUGUACAAAAGUUUGCGACAGAAGGGACAAAAGGACAACACAAAAUAUUUGUUGGAAAAUGUUUUUGUGCUCUUUGGGCACUUAAUU